This is a messenger RNA of Cyprinus carpio (common carp), 4551 nucleotides long. Its product is annotated as alpha-2B adrenergic receptor-like. Gene Ontology annotation, cellular component: membrane. Gene Ontology annotation, molecular function: adrenergic receptor activity. Gene Ontology annotation, biological process: adenylate cyclase-activating adrenergic receptor signaling pathway. Lineage: Eukaryota; Metazoa; Chordata; Actinopteri; Cypriniformes; Cyprinidae. The record is from RefSeq and is a predicted model, not a curated record.
CGUUGCGUAGAGAUGAAGCCAGAGCGGUGCGCGCGAGCCGCACCGACACUUCAAACUGUCACUGAGGUAAUGCGCGAGGCACGCAGGAGGCAUUCAGCUUGCUCACUGAGAUACUGUGACUAAAACGGGAGAAACAUGGCGGGAGACGGAUGGCAAACUGUUUUUAGACAUUAUCCUUCUUUUUAGUGCUUGGACAUACCCGACUCAUUUUGGCGUGCCUCUGAUUCCUCAUUAAGCCGACUUUCUCCACUCAGGAAUGUAACAACGGCACAACUACAACAGACUCCAUCAUUUAUCAGGGCAGUUGUUGCGCUUAAAAUCUUUUUGCAAACUUGUGAAAACUGUGAGGGGAAAACUGGCACACCGCCGCGCUCUGCUGUGUGUUCUCUGGAGAUUUAUAUUUAAAGCCUUGCGCUCCGUGGAGGCUUGUGCAUCUGGGUAACCUAGAUUUAAGCAUUCCAAUAUAUUUGUUUUGUAAGCACUUGGUGAGAAUUUAUAACGUUUUUAUUCGUAAUUUGAAUUUUAGAAUAUAUAAAAUGUUAUAAUUGAAUAAUUGUUACUCAAAUAUAUCUCAUUUAUAGAAGCACACUAUUACGCAGCUUUUCCAUAUUGUCAAUUAAUCUAUUUGUGACACCAUUGCUCGUUUUUUUUUUUUUUUUUUGUUUGUUUGUUUUUUAGGUUUUUUUUUUUUUUUUUUGCACUGGGCGUUUUUCCUAUCACGUUAUCUGUCUACUAUAAAACCUUCAGAAGUUGAUAAUAUAGUGACAGAACCAUACAUUAUAAUUUAUCAGAACCGUAAAUUAAAAUUAAAUAGAUGUAAUCUCUCUGACAUUUAAUUUAUUUGAUGGCUGUCCUUUAAAUUAAAUUGCAUGUUUCCAUAACUGUUCCAUAACCCAGAUGACGCUUAUUACAAAUCUGACGCAAAGUAAUAAAGUAUCAACACAUCCGAGGAGAUGUGACAUAACAAUGACUGACAGAAUCGUUUAGCAUUGAGCGAUGUAUUCAUUCGAUUAUACGUAAAAUCUUUUAUUUAAUUUCAACAAAAUAUAUUUUACUAAGUUCUUAGAAAAAAAAUAACAGCUAAGAAGUUAUUCCAUUUAUUCUGCCUUCAUUUGGAUUACUAAUCGAGAAGGUUAAUCCACGUGUGUCCUCAGUUGCCGCGUUGUGGCAGUCAUGGCAAGCGCGUGCUUGGCAGGCACGGGUCUGCAUGGCCACAACAUCAAUGUCACUGGAGGCACGUCUUCACCGAUUUGUAACCAGAGUAUGUUAAAACCCCCUCCGUACACUCCAGAAGCCACAGCAGUCUUUGCAACAGCCAUCACAUUGAUGAUUCUUUUUACAAUUGUUGGCAAUAUUCUGGUCAUCAUCGCUGUUUUAACCAGCCGCUCGCUCAGGGGACCCCAGAAUCUCUUCUUGGUCUCCCUUGCGGCUGCAGACAUUUUGGUGGCCACCCUAAUCAUCCCAUUUUCACUGGCCAAUGAACUGAUGGGCUACUGGUAUUUCCGCUCCGUAUGGUGUGAGAUUUACCUGGCGCUGGAUGUGUUGUUCUGCACUUCCUCUAUAGUACACCUGUGUGCCAUCAGUCUAGACCGCUACAUGUCUAUCUCACGUGCUGUCACUUAUGGCCCAAAGAGGACACCCAAACGCAUCAAAUGUGCCAUUUUGGUGGUGUGGCUGAUCUCAGCAGUCAUCUCCUUCCCACCACUACUCUCCAUGAACAAGAACAAAGGUGUUUCAGGUGGGCUGCCACAGUGUGAGCUCAACAAUGAGCGCUGGUACAUCCUGUACUCUACUAUCGGUUCCUUCUUUGCUCCUUGUCUGAUUAUGAUCUUAGUCUACAUGCGGAUCUACCAGAUAGCCAAGCAGCGCACACGAUGUCCACCAGGGGAGCCCCGCAAAGAGGUCCCAGCCAAUGCCGCAACUCCUCAGCACAAUGUCCACACGGAGGGUCUACAAAAUGGAAGAGAAGAUGAAACGCCCUCUUCCUUGCAGAAAAAAAACAGGCCUCCGACUCUGGCUGUGUCCCAAGUGGAGUCCACCCAGCAGGCGGCGAGCCCCCCAAUCUCCAACAAACAUCUGCAACCCCCUUUGACAACCCUGACACCAACCACGCCGUGCCCCUCCCCGUCUCCUUCGAAUUCAUCCGAAAUGGCUCCUAAUAAACCUAAAGAGGGGAAAAAGGUGAAGAAGACCAUGAAACAGCCUGAUAACAAUAAUGGAGAGAGCAUGAGCUCUGACUCAGACACUGAGCAAGGUGGGAGGGGGUUAGAAGUCCCUUGUACCCCGAGCAUGACACCCAGUGGCAUCCAUUCCCCCGCCACCAUCCAGAAAUACAGAGACAUGAUUGCCACCACCAAAGGUACCAAAUUGGUGUCCCGGAAGACGAAGCAGGAAGGAACGCCCAACUCCGCACGGCGCAAAGCCAUGGUGAACCGAGAGAAGCGCUUCACCUUUGUGUUGGCUGUGGUAAUAGGCGUCUUUGUCAUCUGCUGGUUCCCUUUCUUCUUCUCGUACAGCCUCCAAGCUGUGUGCCCGGAGAUGUGCGCCCUGCCAGAACCACUCUUUAAGUUCUUCUUUUGGAUCGGCUACUGCAACAGCUGCCUCAACCCAGUCAUCUACACCAUCUUCAACAAAGACUUCCGCAGAGCCUUCAAAAAGAUUCUCUGCAAGAACAUCAAAGGCACAUUCUUCUGAAGCUUCUGAAGUGGAUCAUCUCCUCAGACAACAAACAUACGGUUAUUCAGAACACAGACUACAGAAAAAGACUAAACAAAGCACAAUAACGUUGCUGUUGUGAUGUAAAUGAAGGGCUUUUUGUGCUGCCCUGUGAACUGAGGACACUUUGCUACUCAAAUGACUCUUUUUUUUUUUUUGUCCAGGUUACCGCCUCAGGCAUUGGAUUCCUGGUAUUUGUGCUAUAAAAUGGGGCUAAUCCAAAAAUAUUCACAGACAAUGACAAACCAAAGCUAAAUAAAACAAAAGUAUUAAUGGGGACUAUUGCACACCUGCAAGGACAGGCCACAUGGAGGUCAAUAGGAAGGUCAUUGUAUUUUUUUCCCCUUUUAUCUCACCUUUCUAAGAACACCAGGCCUUGGGGAUACUGCAAACACGGAUUUCUCUAAGGAUUUCAGAGGUACACCAUUCAGAUUCUUUACAUACAGCUUUCCCAUGCUGAUUGGUCUACCAGUACCUACACAGCAUCAUUUCUGAGGAACAAAGACAUGACAUGCUCCUGUGGAAAUCCUUGCCAGGGGCAAUGUGUAGGAAAGAGGUGACGCAAGUUUCUCCGAUCAAACAUUAAGGCUUCUAGUUACAGACCCCCAGGGUAGGACCACUGGGAAGUUUCCUGGCAUUCUGUCAUGCAGAAAGGCUCUGUGAAUACAGAAUACCUGCCAUGGAUGGAAGCCUUUCUUUCUCUUUCCAUCUUGGACAGGUUGGCAGCAGGCUUUAAGAUAGCAAAAUGUUUAUUACAGGAACUUUAGAUAUGUAUUCAUUUUGAAAGUCAUUUUCAUUUUUAAUAUGACAAGACUCUUGGCAUCAUCAAAAAUUACUUAAGACUUUGGUAACUGAUUCAGAUGACAUAUACACCUCCUGAUUUCACUGGAGGUGCUCUUUCUGAUUUGGUUUAGCACUUUGCUUUGUAUAAAAGAACAAAUGAUCAUUUGUUGGUGUACACUGAUCUACUGCACCCUAAAUGUCUGAACAUUCAGCAGGGUGAUACUUUGGGACUAAGGGCUGAUAGCAGUGAUGCUUUCUAUUUCGUUGGUCAUUGUCUUUUUGCUAAUGAUUAUGUGUGUGUGUGUGUGUGUGUGUGUGUGUGUGUGUGUGUGUGUGUGUGCGCGCGCGAGCAAAUGUAGUGAAUGGUUAUGUGUCAUGUUUGACCGCCGUGUAUGUUUGGAAAUGUAUGCUGUGUGCGAAUGUUGUUGUGCAGAGUUUUCUUUGUGUAAUGGUGUGUGAGUUCACAUCCCUCCCCUGAUUCCACUGGCACCAGUUCAACUAUAUAUGUAUGUGCUUGAUAAACGUGGCUGGUUUGCCAGAUCUGCCAGUGCUUAUGAGUCAGCUACUUCCCGUGCCAAUGCUUUUACAUGUUUUGCUGCUAAACUCAUUUAAUAUCUUCUUAAACCAGAGUUUAUUUCAUAAGAAUCUUUUUAUUGCAGGUCAUUUUGAACUAAUAAUUUUGAGACAGAAAUGAGUUAGAGGAGAUGAAAGCUGUAAAUUAUUCUUAUGUGAAUGAUUUUGUAUUUAUUUAUCCUUCUAUUUCUUAUUGUUUCCCCCUAAUAUAUAAAUACAUAUAUUUUCCUUUUUUUUCCCAAGGGGAAAACAAACAUGAGAUCGUUUCAGCUGCAACACAAUUAAAAAGCCUUCUACUGUACUUUUUCGGUAUGACAUUUGUAUGUGUCAGGACAUUGCAUUCAGACUGCAUUCUCAUAAGCUUUGCAAUUGAUGGGAUCCUGGUAAACUGUAUACAUUUUGCCUUCUGGACUCCUCUUUCUUCAGUGUAAUGCUGUUGGUUUCCCACUGCUCUUGAAAAAAUAAAACCGCUGAGCUGUG